Messenger RNA from Symbiodinium natans, 366 nucleotides. The record is from the annotation of a GenBank genome assembly. NCBI's taxonomy places the organism in Eukaryota, Dinophyceae, Suessiales, Symbiodiniaceae.
AUGACUCGCACGAAAUCGAGGCUCCAAAUCGAGGGCUGUCUCGCUGCCAGUCUAGCCUUUCGUCGUAGCUGUGCUUUGGAUCAGGAUUUGUACCAGCCGUACGAAGCUCAUGCCGAGCAAGCGUACCUCGCGAAGGAGGCUGAAAGGGCUGAAAGGGCUGAGAAGAAGAGGUUGGCCGGCGAAAGAAAAAGCAACAGAGAAGCGGAAGACGCGGCGAAGCCGUCAGCUUCGUCGGCAUCCGAGAUCGUUGUCGCGGUUUCAGUGCCAGGCAGAGUCUGGCGGGAGUCACCCGAAGUUGCUCAGGCCGAAGAAGACUUCAUCUGCUUCAAAAAAUCUGAGAAAGAGUCCCAAGAAGUGCCUUGGUAG